Messenger RNA from Rubroshorea leprosula, 1735 nucleotides. The record is from the annotation of a GenBank genome assembly. NCBI's taxonomy places the organism in Eukaryota, Viridiplantae, Streptophyta, Magnoliopsida, Malvales, Dipterocarpaceae.
AAACAGAUAUUUUGGGAAGAGGGAAGGCAACCGGCGUCGGAGGGCUAAACGGCGCGGCGCGGAUGACGGAAAAUGAGAACAAUGGCGUUGGAACAAACACUGGUUUCCACUAGGAAGUCCGUCGAUUUUGUCCUCAAAAACCGUUUUUCGGCUACCAGAUUUUCGGCUCCGACUUCACCAUUCUCUCUGCGGUUCUACUCGGAUGUUCCUAGACGUUCGAAUUUCCGUCGCAGCUUGAAAUGCUCUGUGGAUUACAAGGACCAAGGUUACGACUUUCAAGCGUCUUACGCGAGACCACCGGAAAUUCCGUGGAGCAAGGAGCUGUGUAACACGGUGCAUCUCAUUGGUGUCGUCGGCAACCCAGUGGAAAUCAGGCACCUUUCCUCCGGAAAGGUUGUUGCUUGGACUAGAUUCGCUGUCAAAAAGUCGUCCACAGACAGCGCCUGGAUCAAUUUGACAUUAUGGGAUGAGCUUGCAAACAUUGCUUAUCAGCAUGUGGAGAAGGGCCAGCAAAUAUAUGUUAGUGGUCGGCUGGUCUCAGAUACAAUUGAAGGUGAUGAUGGGAAAAAGCAGACGUACUACAAGGUAGUUGUCCGGCAACUAAAUUUUGUUGAAAGGAGUUCCAUCUCAAUGUCCUCAUAUGAUCUUGACUCCAACUGGACAUCAGGUAAAAGAUUUGGCAGUUAUGGUGCAAGUGCAAGUUCUAUAGAAGAACUAUGGCAAGCAUUUUUUGCUAAUCCCGUGGAAUGGUGGGAUAAUAGGAAGAGCAAGGUUCUCAUUUCUUUGAUAGGACUGAUCCAACUUGAUUUAGACACCUUAGGAUUACAAUUUUUACUUUUCCUUAAUUUGCAGAGAAACCCAAAAUAUCCCGACUUCAAGCACAAGGAUAAUGGAGAAGCCCUGUGGAUUGAAGGAAGGAAUAAUCCAUCCUGGGUGAAGUCUCAAUUGCAAAUCCUAGAUUCCAGAACAGGCUCACUUAGUGAUCGGGAUGAAAGGAUGCAUGUGAAAUCAAUGUCCGCUGAUGAAGUCCUGCCCUUUUAACGGCCUGUUGUGAUGGUUUUGGAAUAUUGCCGAGAUGGGAGUGCUUCAUAUGAAUGGUACCUGCAUUUUGUGGUGGGAAAUUUUCUUCAAAUCUUGCUAGCCUUAAUAUAUAUAUUCCAUUUGGUAAGAUUGAUGUAUUCUUCUCCAUGGAAUUAAAUCUGUUUCAUUUGACCCUCUGGAAGUUGAUCGGUUAUUAUAAUAGAGUUAUUUUCUCUCGAUCGAUCUUUGAGCGGCAAUUAUCAUGCAUAAUAACAAUUCAAUGAUAUGCCGUUGACCUGAGAGAAAUCCAUCCAAGAAUAGGCUCUUGGUUUGAACACUACUUUUCUGGUGUUGCUUUUACUUUGCUUUCCUCCCUUGCCUUCCAACUGUUCACCAGCAAUUUCUAGCUGUUGUUUGAAAUUUCUGGCUCAAAAACCCCUAACUGUUGGGAUUUUUUCCUCAAUUGGGGAUCAUCUGAUGAAGUUUUGACCCAAGAUACAGUCUUAUUGACUUAUUGUAAUUAGUGAAACAAUGAGAAAUACAUGCAAUCCCCUGUAUAGGUUUCUAACAUUUGUGUAAAUCUUAUUGUAACAUAUAUUUGUAUAUCCUCACAACAAAGGAAAAAAAACUUAAGCAAUUUUCCCUUUGUACAUUUGGACCUCAGGGUUUUUUUUUUUUAUUUGGAGUGGGGGGGGGGGCGUUGUAUAUUCUUCUU